Molecule: messenger RNA, 1114 nt
Organism: Camelina sativa (false flax)
Lineage: Eukaryota; Viridiplantae; Streptophyta; Magnoliopsida; Brassicales; Brassicaceae
Product: RING-H2 finger protein ATL38-like
Biological process (GO): protein ubiquitination
Molecular function (GO): transferase activity
Source: RefSeq, a predicted model, not a curated record
UUAAAACCAAUAGAAAAAAAUGGCCUAGGUAAGAUUUGAGAGUGAAUACUUUCGUUCGUAGUUUAUCCAUAUGUCUUAUAUACACCACAAAGACAACUAAUUGUAUACUUCUGUUCAUGAAAAUCAUAUGGUAUUUCUUGAGAGAAAAAUAAGAGUGUUGCUCCAGUACGUAACGGACGAAUCAUCAGAUUACGUAAUGGCGCAGCCUGGCGGAACCGAGACAAAAGCAAUCGACCUAGCCAUCAUAGUAAUCACGCUUUUGCUAUUCGCCAUCUUCGUUGUCGGCUUGGCUUCGGUUUGCUUUCGUUGGACUUCUCGCCAGUUUCACUCUGCACAAUCCAUCAUCAACCCGUUCACAGACUCCUCCGACGAUGAAUCCCGUACGAGUAUUACGGCGACGCGCGGGCUCGACGAGGCUAUCAUCAACUCGUUCCCGACGUUUCUCUACUCUGAGGUGAAGGAGCGUAGGAUCGGGAUAGGUGGAGUCGAGUGUGCGGUGUGUCUAUGUGAGUUUGAAGACGAUGAAACGCUGCGUUUGAUACCUAGUUGUUGUCACGUGUUUCACGCUGAUUGCGUAAAUGCCUGGCUCUCUGAUCACUCCACGUGUCCGCUUUGUCGUGUGGAUCUUUUCUUCCAACCGGGUGAGAGGAGCGUCUUGAUUCCGGAUCCAAAUUCGGAUUCUGCAAACGCGCAUUUGUUCGAUGGUGUGACGUGGACCAAUGCAAACAGAGCGUACCGGUCAUGGUCAACGAGGUUGUCACACUGUCGCGUCUCUCAGAUAUUAUUCUCGAGAUCGCAUUCGACCGGACAUUCUGUGGUUCAACCGGUAAAUAAUUUAGACCGGUUUACGCUCCGGUUACCAGAAGAAGUACGGGCGCAACUGACGAAGAAGAGGGUGGACCAUGUGGCGUUGGUGUUACCUCAAGAGAGGAGCUCGCGGCAGGGAUACAGAAGCAGAAGUGCCGGAAGCGAGAGGAGCGUCUUCUCGUACCAACGGAAUAAUAAUCGGCCGCUGCGUUCAGUGAGUUUCUCCUUCUCUGAUUGUGCAUGGUCCACCUCCGGUGGCAAAGAUGUGGUGGCUCCGUCUAAGACUUUACCAGAUGAUCGAGUGUAA